Molecule: messenger RNA, 1708 nt
Organism: Drosophila subpulchrella
Lineage: Eukaryota; Metazoa; Arthropoda; Insecta; Diptera; Drosophilidae
Gene: HisCl1
Product: glycine receptor subunit alpha-4
Exons: 7
Coding region: 236-1579 (447 amino acids)
Biological process (GO): chloride transmembrane transport; signal transduction; regulation of membrane potential
Cellular component (GO): synapse; membrane; neuron projection
Molecular function (GO): transmembrane signaling receptor activity; chloride channel activity; extracellular ligand-gated monoatomic ion channel activity
Source: RefSeq, a predicted model, not a curated record
UCAGUCGGUACGCACAUCAUUUCCUCUUUGCCGUUUCACUGGCCGGGGUCAGUUGUCAAUUUGAAAAGUAGUCACAUCACAAUCGUCGCGAUAACUCUGCCGUUUCGUUUGUUUAUUGGUUUUUGCAGAGGGACGAGUAAAAUAUAAUUCCCCGCACAGCACCAUUGUUAAGUAAUCCUCUCCAGAACUCAGUUCCAAUUUCAAAAGCACCCAGAGAUGAGCCACGUGAAAUGACAUGGGCUGCGGGAGCAAUGUGUCCCAGAGGAAUAACACUAAAGCCGAAGGUAGUGUGCUCAUAAUGCAAAGGCCAACUAGCAAAUUGGUAGAAUUCAGGUUUCUCAUUGCGGUGGCAAUAUAUUUGCACGCGCUGGAGCAAUCGAUUCAGCAGUGCCAUUGUGUUCAUGGUUUCAGAAACAACACGGAGAGCGCCGAGCUGGUCUCCCACUACGAGUCGAGUUUGUCGCUCCCGGACAUCCUGCCCAUUCCCUCGAAGACCUACGACAAGAACCGGGCUCCCAAGCUCCUGGGCCAGCCCACAGUCGUCUACUUCCAUGUCACGGUCCUCUCGCUGGACUCCAUCAACGAGGAGUCCAUGACCUAUGUGACGGACAUCUUCCUUGCACAAAGCUGGCGUGAUCCUCGCCUGCGGCUGCCGGAGAACAUGAGCGAACAGUAUCGCAUAUUGGAUGUCGACUGGUUGCACAGCAUUUGGCGGCCCGAUUGCUUCUUCAAGAACGCCAAGAAGGUCACCUUCCACGAGAUGAGCAUUCCGAAUCACUAUCUCUGGUUGUACCACGACAAAACGCUGCUCUACAUGUCCAAGCUCACGUUGGUCCUGUCCUGCGCCAUGAAGUUUGAGUCCUAUCCACAUGACACACAAAUCUGCUCCAUGAUGAUCGAGAGUUUAUCCCAUACGGUGGAGGAUUUGGUUUUCAUUUGGAACAUGACCGACCCACUGGUGGUCAAUGCGGAGAUUGAGCUGCCACAGCUGGACAUAUCAAAUAACUACACGACCGAUUGCACCAUAGAGUACUCAACGGGCAACUUCACCUGCCUGGCCAUUGUGUUCAAUUUGCGACGACGCCUGGGCUACCACCUGUUCCACACCUACAUACCCUCGGCUCUGAUCGUGGUCAUGUCGUGGAUAUCGUUUUGGAUUAAGCCGGAGGCGAUUCCAGCCCGCGUCACCCUGGGAGUGACCUCCCUGCUGACCCUGGCCACCCAGAAUACCCAGUCGCAACAGUCGCUGCCGCCGGUGUCGUACGUGAAGGCCAUAGACGUCUGGAUGUCGUCCUGCUCGGUGUUUGUCUUCCUCUCGCUGAUGGAGUUCGCGGUGGUCAACAACUUUAUGGGACCGGUGGCCACCAAGGCCAUGAAGGGCUACUCGGACGAGAACAUCAGUGACCUGGACGACCUGAAGUCUGCCCUACAGCAUCAUCGGGAAUCGAUUAUUGAACCCCAGUACGACACUUUCUGCCAUGGCCAUGCCACAGCCAUCUAUAUAGACAAAUUCUCGCGCUUUUUCUUCCCGUUUUCGUUCUUUAUACUCAAUAUUGUCUACUGGACAACGUUCCUAUGAUGGAUGAUGGGAAAGUUUCACCGAAGGAAUCGAACGUAAACAAUAAUAAUACCAAGCGCAUUUGUUUAAAAAUGUAUAUUAUCGUUUGUAAGCCACAAAUAAUUGCAUUAAAGUAUGUAUUAUAUUGAU